CUCCGUGGCACGAUCACUGCCUCGGGUGAUAUCGUCCCUUUGUCCUAUAUUGCUGGUUUGCUCACUGGCAGACCUAAUUCCAAGGCUGUUAGACCCAAUGGUGAGAAACUUAAUGCUGAGGAAGCUUUCUGCGUGGCUGGUAUUAGUAGUGGAUUUUUCGAGUUGCAGCCUAAGGAAGGACUUGCACUUGUGAAUGGCACAGCAGUUGGUUCUGCUAUGGCAUCAAUAGUCCUGUUUGAGUCCAAUAUCCUUGCUGUUAUGUCUGAAGUUUUAUCAGCGAUUUUUGCUGAAGUGAUGAACGGAAAGCCCGAAUUCACUGACUAUUUGACACACAAGUUGAAGCAUCACCCUGGUCAGAUUGAGGCUGCUGCUAUUAUGGAACACAUUUUGGAUGGAAGCUCUUAUGUGAAGGUAGCUCAGAAGCUCCAUGAAAUGGAUCCUCUUAAAAAACCAAAGAAAGAUCGUUAUGCUCUCCGAACAUCUCCACAAUGGCUUGGACCUCAGAUUGAAGUCAUUCGUGCUGCAACUAAGAUGAUCGAGAGGGAGAUUAACUCAGUGAACGACAAUCCAUUGAUCGGUGUUUCAAGAAACAAGGCCUUACAUGGUGGCAACUUCCAAGGAACCCCUAUUGGUGUCUCCAUGGAUAAUACAAGAUUGGCCCUUGCAUCAAUUGGUAAAUUGAUGUUUGCCCAAUUCUUAGAGCUUGUCAACGACUAUUACAACAACGGGUUGCCAUCUAAUCUGACAGUAGGAAGUAAUCCAAGCUUGGACUAUGGUUUCAAGGGCGCUGAAAUCGCGAUGGCUUCUUACUGCUCGGAACUUCAAUUCUUGGCAAAUCCAGUGACUAACCAUGUCCAAAGUGCUGAGCAACACAACCAAGAUGUGAAUUCCUUGGGCUUAAUUUCAGCCAGGAAAACAGCUGAGGCUGUUGAUAUCUUGAAGAUAAUGUCAUCAACCUAUCUCGUGGCUCUUUGCCAAGCUAUUGACUUACGACAUUUGGAGGAAAACUUGAAGAGUGUUGUCAAGAACACAGUUAGCCAAGUAGCUAAGAGAACUUUGACAAUGGGUGCUAAUGGUGAACUUCAUCCAGCAAGAUUCAGCGAAAAAGAAUUGCUUCGAGUCGUGGAUAGAGAAUACUUGUUUGCCUAUGUUGAUGAUCCUUGCAGCUCCAACUACCCUUUGAUGCAGAAGCUGAGACAAGUCCUUGUUGAUCAAGCAAUGAAGAAUGGUGAAAGUGAGAAGAAUGUCAACAGCUCAAUCUUCCAAAAGAUUGGAGCUUUCGAGGACGAAUUAAUCGCUGUGUUGCCUAAAGAAGUUGAGAGUGUAAGAGCUGUUGUUGAAAGUGGCAACCCUUUAAUUCGUAACAGGAUCACAGAAUGCAGAUCAUAUCCAUUGUACAGGUUGGUGAGAGAAGAACUUGGAACAGAAUUGUUGACGGGUGAAAAAGUUCGAUCACCCGGUGAGGAGAUUGAUAAAGUGUUUACAGCAAUGUGUAAUGGACAGAUUAUUGAUCCAUUGUUGGAGUGUCUCAAGAGAUGGAAUGGUGCUCCUCUUCCAAUCUGCUAAAUAUGUUAUUCUUUCAAGUUCUUUUUUUGUACCUUUUAGUAAAUUACUAGAAUUAUAAUGAUGUUAUGAACUUAUAUUAAAAAAAUUAUUUUUGACUAUAAAAUUUAGUUUUGUUAUUGAAA
This is a messenger RNA of Solanum lycopersicum (tomato), 1688 nucleotides long. The record is from RefSeq and is a predicted model, not a curated record. NCBI's taxonomy places the organism in Eukaryota, Viridiplantae, Streptophyta, Magnoliopsida, Solanales, Solanaceae.